Messenger RNA from Lachancea mirantina, 657 nucleotides. The record is from the annotation of a GenBank genome assembly. NCBI's taxonomy places the organism in Eukaryota, Fungi, Ascomycota, Saccharomycetes, Saccharomycetales, Saccharomycetaceae.
AUGCCAGAGUCUCUAAAUAUCGCGAUUGUUCUUUGCAGCUCGAGAAAGCCUCGUGUAUGCCCUCAAAUCGCCAGAUUUGUUAAAAAUUGUAUCUUAGACAGUUCUCCUGUUUUGACUGAUCUACAAAAACCAGAAUUGACGUUGAUAGAUUUGGAAAAAUGGAAUUUACCCCUUUUCGAUGAAUCUGGAAUUCCGUCGCAGAUCAAGAACGGGAAAUAUGAUCACGAACACACCAGGGCCUGGAGCAGGGAAAUUCAAAAAUACGACGGAUUCAUUUUUGUGGUCCCACAGUACAAUUGGGGGUAUCCAGCUGUGGUCAAAAAUGCUAUUGAUUUUCUAUAUCACGAAUGGAGCAAUAAAGCCGCUCUGGUGGUCAGCUAUGGCGGUCACGGUGGCAGCAAGUGCAAUGCCCAAUUGACGGAGGUUCUGCAAGGUGUGAAGAUGAUCCCAGUUGAAGGCGGAGUGCAACUCGCUUUUCCUGACAGAGAAACGCUUGUCAAAGCUGUUCAAGGUGCUGAGAUUGCCAUGGCCGCAAAUGACUCAGACUCUGGAGCAGCUAUUUGGUCUGAAGAACGGAAAACUAUCGCAGAGGCAUUUCAAAAACUUUUAGAUACGAUCAUGUCGACGAAAGUCAAGACUGUGCUUUCGGAGAAAUGA